Molecule: messenger RNA, 1296 nt
Organism: Microdochium trichocladiopsis
Lineage: Eukaryota; Fungi; Ascomycota; Sordariomycetes; Xylariales; Microdochiaceae
Product: putative gram-negative bacteria binding protein
Exons: 3
Coding region: 1-1296 (431 amino acids)
Biological process (GO): carbohydrate metabolic process
Molecular function (GO): hydrolase activity, hydrolyzing O-glycosyl compounds
Source: RefSeq, a predicted model, not a curated record
AUGAACAAGCUGAGCUUAGCUGCAUCUGCCUUCACUCAAGAGUGGGACCAUGAGGAACUUCGAGAACCGGGCACCCCUGCGCCACCCAAGAGACGAUUCCAAAGCAGCAGGCUCGUGGGCGAGUAUGAACAGCCAUGGCUCGCCAAGCGCGACCCUCGAGAGAAGUUUGACAAGAUCUUCUUCUACGGCUUCCUCGUCAUCGGCCUUGCCGUGAGCGCCUACUUGUGCUACGACGGAUGGAAGUCAGUGGGCGACGAGAAGUUCUGCCUCCUGUGGGACGAAGACUUUUCCAACGGCAUCAAUCCUGCAGAUUGGAACCAUGUCGUCCGUAUCGACGGCUUCGGCACGGGCAGCUUUGACUGGUCAACCAACGACAGCCGCAACUCAUACACGGACCAUGACGGCCUGCACAUCGUGCCCACGAUGACGGUCGACGACCUCGGCAUCACGCCAGGCCAGAUCAUCGAUGGGUACUCGCUGAACUUGACCGCGGACGGGACGUGCACCGACUGGAACGUCACCAAUUGUGCCGUGACGUCCAACAAGACCACCGGAGCCAUCAUCAAUCCGGUGAGGUCUGCGCGUCUGGAUACCAAGGGCAAGCGGACAAUGAAGUACGGCAAAGUCGAGGUCGUGGCGAAGCUGCCUGCUGGCGACUGGCUGUGGCCCGCGAUCUGGAUGAUGCCCCAAGACGACGUCUACGGCUCCUGGCCGGCCUCGGGCGAGAUCGACAUCAUGGAGUCGCGCGGCAACAACCCGGCCUACUACAAGGACGGACGCAACACAGUCGGCGGCACGCUGCACUGGGGCCCCAACACCGACCUCGACAUGUUCGCCAAGACGACCGACAGCCACUGGAUCCGGCACACCGACUACAGCAAAGACUUCCACCUGUAUGGCCUGGUCUGGACCGACACCCACAUCUACACGUACGUCGACAACGUGCUGCGCCAGACGCUGUAUGUCGGCUUCUCCGAGAAGGCCGGAACGCUCUACCAGCGCGGCGGCUUUGACAAGAUGAACAUUGGCGGCGGCGGCUCGCCGUUCAACCCCUGGGCCGGCUCCAAGAACUUCAACGCGCCCUUUGACCAGAGCUUCUACCUGAUUCUCAACGUUGGCGUCGGCUCUACCAAUGGGUACUUUGCCGACGGGCGCGGCGGCAAGCCCUGGACGGACAAGGCCAACAACUCGAUGGCGCAGUUCUGGAAUGCCAAGGGGGUCUGGCAGCCUACAUGGGGAGGUCCCACUGAGAGGGGCAUGACGGUCAAGAGUGUCAAGAUGUACAACCUCUGCUAG